AGGCAAAUACACUUGAAUAGUUUCAAGUUUUCAACAGUCAAAUUUCAAUGAUACGACUAUUUAACUGCUAAGGCACAAGUUGUAUUUCCUAAAACAUUGUAAAAGUUAGCAACUUUGAUUAAACAUAGAAUCCAUAUAAACGAUUUAGCAUCUCAAAUUCAUCGUCUUCACCUCACCGAUUGGAUCCAAGUUGUUGGCAAGUAUUCUCUGUGCGUGUCCAAUUCCUUCUCCAAAUUUUAGCUUACAGAUUGUCAAUUUCAAAAACCCUAACCCUGAAAAAAAAACCAAAAAAUUCAAGAUUGAAAGUGCCAUAAAACCUACAUAGCAUACCCAAGAUGGAAGUGAAAUUGUGGAAUGAUAAGCAUGAAAGAGAAAUGUAUGACAACUUUGCCGAGCUUUUCGCCAUUAUUAAGGCCACUGAGAAGCUUGAAAAGGCUUACAUUAGGGACAUUAUCUCCCCUUCAGACUAUGAAACUGAAUGCUUUAAAUUGAUUGCCCAUUUCAAAACCCUUUCAUCUUCAUUGAAGGACACAGUCCCCAGCAUUGAGAAAUUUGUUGAUGUGUAUAAGAUGGACUGCUCAGCUGCUUUGAAUAGGCUUGUGACUUCUGGGGUGCCUGCUACAGUAGAGCAUAGGGCAGCUUCUGCUGCUUCUUCCACCACUUCAGCUGCCACAGUGGCCGAAUGUGUUCAGAACUUCAUCACGUCGAUGGACUCGUUGAAAUUGAAUAUGGUCGCAGUUGAUCAGGUGUAUCCCCUGUUGUCAGACCUCUCAACGUCGUUGAAUAAGCUUAGUAUAUUGCCACCUGAUUUUGAGGGGAAGACCAAAAUGAAAGAGUGGCUUGGACGGUUGUCUAAGAUGGGUGCUGCUGAUGAACUGACUGAGCAACAAGCAAGGCAGCUUCACUUUGAUCUUGAGUCUUCGUACAAUUCUUUCAUGGCUGCUUUACCUAGUGCUGGAAAUUGAUUCAUUUAGAUGAGCAGUGAGCUUGUAAAUAAUUAUCUAUACUAUGUGGUGUUCUUUGUAUAAUCGAGUCGAUACAUGUUGCUGUUUUUUUGCUGAAGUGUGAAGGAUGAUAUUGUUUCCUUCAAAGUUGGAUGGAUUUAUGAAGCUAGAGAUGUAGGAGAACUUUUGUACCAUUGAAUUGACAAAAAUAUGUUAAAGAGCACACGUUGUUCCUUGUUUUGUUCA
Beta vulgaris subsp. vulgaris (sugar beet) is the source of this 1190-nucleotide messenger RNA. Its product is annotated as vacuolar protein sorting-associated protein 28 homolog 1. Gene Ontology annotation, biological process: protein transport to vacuole involved in ubiquitin-dependent protein catabolic process via the multivesicular body sorting pathway. Bases 336 to 965 code for a protein of 209 amino acids. Gene Ontology annotation, cellular component: ESCRT I complex. Gene Ontology annotation, molecular function: protein-containing complex binding. The transcript is spliced from 2 exons. The record is from RefSeq and is a predicted model, not a curated record. NCBI's taxonomy places the organism in Eukaryota, Viridiplantae, Streptophyta, Magnoliopsida, Caryophyllales, Amaranthaceae.